Molecule: messenger RNA, 861 nt
Organism: Diaporthe citri
Lineage: Eukaryota; Fungi; Ascomycota; Sordariomycetes; Diaporthales; Diaporthaceae
Exons: 1
Coding region: 1-861 (286 amino acids)
Source: RefSeq, a predicted model, not a curated record
AUGGCCGGACAGAAACCACAGGCGACAACGCAGGGCGCUUCCCCUUCCAGACAGGCUGAGCCGGCCGCGCCAGUCCCGGAGCCCCUCUCACCUCAGUUCAGGCCCAUCCACUCAACCACACCCAUCCCGCCGCCAACAAUCCCCACCUUCCACCGCCAGACAUUCACCCACAAGCAGCACCCCGCACAGGUUCAGUCUAUCCCACAGCCGCCACCGCCAGAACCCGUGGACUUCAACGAAAACGUUGAUGUGAUCGCCCUGGAGUCGGCCAUCCUGCUCCUCCAGAGGCAGAAGCAAAAGGCCGAAGAGGACAUCCGCCAACUGCAGCGCAUUAAGCAGGAGGCCACCAGAAAGCCGGCCGAGUUCGUGCAGGACCUGGCCAGUGGGAAGGUCGGGCAGGGGCCCCAGCCGGUGGCGCCUGGCGGGGAGGAUGAUGAUGAUGACGAUGAGGACGACGACGAGGAGGAUGACGAUGAGGAAAGCGAUGCUGAGACGGAGGGCCAAGAUGGAGGGGAGGCAUCCAGCAGCGGCCUCGGGCCCUCACCGAUGAAAGCGCCAGGCAAAGGCAAAGGCGCAGCCGCACAGCCACCACCAUCGUGGACAAACCUGCCCACGCCGCAGGACGUGGUGCGCAUGCCCGCCAUAAACUGGUCCAAGUACGCCGUCGUGGGCGAGUCGCUCGACAAGCUGCACCGGGAGCAGCUCGCGAAGCCCACGCUCGGCACGCCGGCCGCGGCGUCGGCGGACGGCAAGGCGUACGAGUUCAAGGGCGGGCCGAACCCGGACGACGGCAAGAAGUCUGUCGGGAUUGCUGCGCCGUACGAUCCCUUACACGACAAGAUCAAGAAGCCUCGCAAGUGA